Messenger RNA from Gallus gallus (chicken), 7806 nucleotides. It is a transcript of the gene COL22A1, whose product is annotated as collagen type XXII alpha 1 chain. The coding region runs from base 16 to 4773 and encodes 1585 amino acids. The record is from RefSeq and is a predicted model, not a curated record. The transcript is spliced from 64 exons. NCBI's taxonomy places the organism in Eukaryota, Metazoa, Chordata, Aves, Galliformes, Phasianidae.
GGCACUUCAGUUUCUAUGGGUUGCAAGAAUGUUCAUUAUGACCUUGUUUUCAUCUUGGAUGCCUCCUCCAGUGUUGGAAAAGAAGAUUUUGAGAAGGUUCGGCAGUGGGUGUCUAAUUUGGUGGAAACUUUUGAGAUUGGUCCUGACAAAACCCGCGUCGGUGUGGUGCGAUACAGUGACCGGCCAACCACUGAGUUUGACCUGGGAAAGUACAAAACCUGUGAGGAAAUCAAAGAGGCCGCCCGAAAAAUUAGGUAUUAUGGGGGUAAUACAAACACUGGAGAUGCUCUCCGGUACAUCAACACUUACAGUUUUUCCAAAGAGGCAGGUGGGAGACUUAGUGAUCGAACUGUUAAAAAAGUGGCUAUCCUUCUGACUGAUGGACGGAGCCAGGAUUAUGUCUUGGAUCCGGCCAAUGCAGCUCGUCAGGCUGGAAUUAGGAUCUUUGCUGUGGGUGUCGGCGAAGCCUUAAAAGAAGAAUUGGAUGAGAUUGCUUCAGAACCGAAGUCUGCUCACGUGUUUCAUGUCUCCGAUUACAAUGCCAUCGAUAAAAUUCGGGGGAAGCUGAGAAGACGUCUCUGUGAAAAUGUUCUGUGUCCAAAUGUUCAUGUGGAAGGAGAUCGAUUCAAGCACACUAAUGGGGAAACAGAUGAGAUUCCAGGGUUUGACCUGAUGGAUUCGUUCAGUGUGAAACAGAUCUUUGGAAUGAAAGAAAAUGGAAUUCAGAGCUCCUAUGUACGACUUGGAAGUUUCCCUGUUGUUCAGAAAACUGAGGAUGUAUUCCCACAAGGUCUGCCUGAUGAAUAUGCCUUUGUAACUACCUUCAAAUUCCGGAAGGCUUCCAGAAAAGAAGAUUGGUAUAUUUGGCAGAUUAUUGACAAGUAUGGCAUACCACAGGUCUCGAUCCGACUGGAUGGAGAAAACAAAGCUUUGGAGUACAAUGCCAUUGGGCUCACCAAGGAUGCUGUGAGAGUGGUCUUUCGAAGUGCACGAGUCAGUGAUCUUUUUGAUCGCAGCUGGCACAAAAUUGCCCUCAGCAUUCAGUCAGCAGCUGUCUCACUGUACAUAGACUGCAAGCUUGUGCAGAUGCUGCCUAUUGAAGACAGGGAAAAUAUCGACAUUCAAGGAAAGACUGUGAUUGGCAAACGCUUGUAUGAUAGUGUCCCCAUUGAUUUUGAUCUUCAGCGGAUGGUUAUUUACUGUGAUUCUCGGCAUGCUGAGCUGGAGACCUGCUGUGACAUUCCUUCAGGACCAUGCCAGGUCACGGUCCUAACAGAAGCACCUCCUGUGGAAGUGAGGCCUACUGUUGGCAGCGAGCAAGUUGCCCACCUAAAGACUGUCAAUUGCUCCUGUCCUGCUGGACAAAAGGGGGAGAGAGGCUCAAUUGGCCCUGAAGGUCCUAAAGGUCAAAAGGGAGAAAGUGGCAGCCAAGGGCUUCCUGGACCCAGAGGAGAAAAAGGAGAGUCAGGCAGAGCCUAUAGCAGAGGAGAAAAAGGAGAAAAGGGUGAAGAAGGAGCCCCCGGAUUUCCUGGACUGAAAGGUGAUAAAGGAGAAAAAGGGUCCCUUGGCUUGCCUGGCACCCCAGGGAAGGAUGGAGCAAAAGGAGAAGCCGGUGAACCAGGACAACCAGGAGCAUUUGGACUGCCUGGGCCAGCAGGUCCAAAGGGAUCUGAAGGAAAACAGGGUCCUCCAGGUAUUAAAGGCUACGUAGGAGCACCGGGUCUACAAGGAGAAAGAGGAGAAAAGGGAACACGAGGAGACAAGGGAGAACGAGGUUUAGAUGGGUUCCCAGGAAAGCCAGGUGUGGAGGGGAAACAGGGCCCUGCUGGCAGCCCAGGCCCUCCAGGUGGCAGUGGGCCCAAGGGAGAAAAGGGUGAACCAGGGCUCCCUGGAUUGCCAGGCUCUUCAGUACCUACUGAAGGCCUGAAAGGAGAGCAAGGAGAGCCUGGUCCACGAGGACCUCAAGGCCAACCUGGGCUUCCUGGACUACCAGGAGAGACUGGUCCAGAGGGCAAGCCUGGGGUCCCAGGUUUACCAGGUCAAAGGGGUAAGAAGGGAGAACCUGGAUUCCCAGGAAUUAAUGGUCUGAUUGGCCCUCAGGGACCUCCAGGGCCCCCAGGCAUUGCUGGACCGCCUGGACCACCUGGAACACCAGGACUGCCAGGAGAAAUUGGUGUUGCUGGUAAAAGUGGACCACCAGGACCAGCUGGCUCACCUGGCAAAGAUGGAUUAAAUGGUCUUCCCGGGCUCCCAGGUCAAAAGGGAGAACAAGGAGAAAAGGGUGAGGAAGGCUCUCCUGGAAAAGCUGGCCCUAAGGGUGAACCAGGAAGCCGUGGCCAACCUGGUGAACAGGGUGAAGUGGGUCUUCCUGGUCUUCAGGGUUUACCUGGACUGAGAGGAGAAAAGGGAGACCAGGGAGGAAAGGGAAAAGAUGGUCUCCCAGGACUGAAAGGGGAAAGAGGAGAAAAGGGUGACACAGGUUCCCCUGGCCCACCAGGCAUACCUGGAACAACAGCCUUCUUCACCCCACACCCGAGGAUUCCUGGUGAACCAGGACCAAAGGGAGAGAAAGGAGAUCGAGGAACAAGUGGAGAACCUGGAUUACCAGGGAUCCCAGGUGAACAGGGUGUCCCAGGGCCUGUAGGACUACAGGGGACAAAGGGGCAGAAAGGAGCUCAAGGAGAAGCUGGAGCCCCUGGAGAGGCUGGUGCAGUUGGACCAGUGGGGCCACCAGGACCAAGAGGAUUGCCAGGCAAUGUGGGAGUGCCUGGAAACCCUGGUCUACCAGGGAAGGAGGGAGAAAGAGGGGAAAAGGGUGACCCAGGAAAAGAAGGAAAGGUGGGUUUACCUGGGCCAGCUGGUGUGCCAGGGCCUCCUGGACCACCGGGUUUGCCUGGCAAAGGUAAAGAUGGAGAACAGGGGGAAAGAGGCCCACCAGGCUUGCCAGGACCUUUUGGACAUAAGGGUGAGAGGGGAGCUCCUGGCCUCCCUGGACAACCAGGAGACAGAGGUGUGCCAGGAGUUGGACUGGCUGGACCACCUGGCCCUGUUGGACCCCCAGGAGACAAAGGAUCAUUGGGUCCUCGUGGUGUACCUGGUAUCCCUGGACCACAGGGGCCUCCUGGCCAGGAUGGUCUACCUGGAAAUCCAGGGGAAAGAGGACCUCCUGGAAAACCAGGUACCUCACCCCUGCUAUCUCCGGAGGACAUAAAUCUCUUAGUGAAGGAUGUGUGCACUGAAUGCCCACCUGGCCCACCAGGACUGCCAGGCAUCCCAGGUUUCAAAGGUGACAAAGGUCUCCGAGGACCACCAGGUAGAGACGGCCAGGAUGGGAAAAUGGGAAAUGCUGGUCCCAGAGGUCCUGCAGGCCCACCUGGGCUGGAUGGCCAAAAGGGUGCUAAAGGAGACCGUGGUAUAACUGGGGAUGCAGGAGAAAAAGGUGAACAGGGACACCCUGGAAUGCCUGGCUUUGCAGGGGCUCCUGGAAGCCCUGGCCCACCUGGACCGGAUGGGGCACCGGGACCAAUAGGACCAGCAGGAAACCCAGGAGACAUGGGUAAAGAUGGCCCUCCAGGUCCACAGGGCCCACCAGGUAUUCCUGGACUUCCCGGCAUUGCUGGUAAUGAUGGCAAAGAUGGCAAGCCAGGAUCUCUUGGAGAACCGGGAAAACCUGGAGAACCAGGCCUCCCAGGCCAGGAAGGUGCCAGAGGCUUACCGGGUUUCAAAGGACAGAGGGGAGAUACAGGUCCCCCAGGCCCACGGGGGGAACCAGGUGCGACAGGUCCUGCUGGGCGUGAGGGGCCACCAGGGAAGGAUGGUGACACUGGCCCCAUAGGACCACAGGGACCUCGAGGACUAAGAGGGCAGCCGGGCAAGAAUGGAUUGCCUGGAUCUGCAGGAGAACCUGGCCCAGCAGGUAACCCUGGUCCUAAAGGAAAUAAAGGAGAAAAUGGCAGCCCAGGACUCCCUGGCUUCAUAGGACCCCGAGGACCACCUGGUGAUCCAGGAGAAAAAGGCCCUCCAGGAAAGGAGGGUGCACCAGGGAAACCAGGUGAAACUGGAUCCAAAGGAGAGAGGGGAGAACCUGGCAUCAAAGGCGAAAAAGGCCCUCAAGGACAAAAGGGCCCUCCAGGUGAGCCUGGGAUACCUGGUCAUAAAGGCCAUCCAGGAUUGAUGGGACCCCAUGGACCACCAGGAGACACUGGGCAAGUUGGGCCUCCUGGUCCCCCAGGACAGCCAGGAUUUCCAGGACCACGGGGGGAACCUCCGUCUCUAGAGACUCUGAGAAGACUCAUCCAAGAGGAGUUAGCUAAGCAGCUAGAUGCAAAGUUAGCCUAUCUCUUGGCUCAGAUACCGCCUGCACAUGUGAAAGCAUCCCAUGGCAGACCAGGACCUCCUGGUCCCCCUGGGAAAGAAGGACUACCAGGAAGAACUGGCCCUCCAGGAGAGCCUGGCCGCCCUGGACAGACUGGAUCUGAAGGACCACCCGGACCCAUUGGUCCCAAGGGAGAAAGAGGAGCGAAGGGUGAGAAAGGAGAUGCUGGCAUUGGCCAGCGAGGUGAAAUAGGUCCUCCAGGAAUUCCAGGCCUCCCAGGGGAGCCUGGCUAUGCCAAAGAUGGGAUACCAGGACCACCUGGCCCUCAAGGUGAAGCUGGGGUACCUGGUCUCAUGGGCCCACAGGGACCUCCGGGAGCCAAUGGACAGUGUGACCUCGCUCAGUGCGCUUACUAUGCAAGCCUGGCUGCCAGGCCCGCCAAUGUCAAAGGGCCCUAGGAUAAAGGGAGUAUCCCCAGACUUGUUUUUAAAACUUGAAUUCAUCCAGCCUACCAAGAGCUCUCAGAUGUCUUCAACUUUGUUUCUUUCAUGGGAGGCCUUCUAAAGCCAACAAAUGCUGCCGGUCGGUCAGAUUAUUUUUAUGAAUUAUAAUAAUUAUUAUUAUUAUCUUUGAUGUGAUAUGUGAAUUUGUUCUUGUUUCUCUAACACCAGGGCAUAUUAAAACAUUAAAAAUGUGGUUUUUUUUUUCUUUUGAAGAGCAUACAACAUUGAUGCAUUGUGUAGCAGUUUAUGCAAAACCAUUCUGAUACCACUUUUUUUUUCCUUUUUGUGGUUAAUUCUUUCCAAAGCUUUAGCCUUGAAACUGAAAUUAAAUCCUGCACUGUGCAGCAUGGGGCAUUAACUGUGUAAUCACAAUAUUGGUGCUAGCUGCCAUCCACACAGAGGACAGGAAGAUAAGGUCAUGCCAAAGCUGGGGAAGAGAUCUCCAAUACACUCAGCUCACAAUGGACAGACAGCUAUAGACAGGCAAGGUGUUCUCUGGAAGAUCUCUUUUACAUUUAUUAUUCUGUCCACAAAAGAAUCAGAAUUCUAUAGAAGCCAAUUUUUUGGGACCAUGUGAAAUCUCACAGUGAGGCCUGGAUCACUGUUCCUUGUGCAAUAACUUCAGUAGAUGAAGGGUAUGUUCAUAUCAGAUGGAGCUUAUCUUCCUUCUGUCAGGGAGAUGACUCUGAAAAAGCCACAAUACUAUCCUCCAUCAGCUCAGGGCUGCCAAUUCCACUUUUCACUGUCAAUGCACACACAGCCCUCUAUCACUGCUUCACCCAAGAAAUCUGCCAGCACAGCACAGAAUGUCUUCCACUGUUAAAAAUCUCAGGUAGCAAAGUGUCACCCGACUUCACUGUUUUGAAUGAUACACCAGGACAAUAACUUGGAAAAGUUGUGUUUUAGAGGGAGGUGAGAGAUUAGAGGCUGGUUUUCAUCUCUCAUGAAAAGGUCAGAACAAAGAGGUGUUCACAAACUCUGAGGAAAUUAUGCUUGAGAGUGAAAGCCAAAACUCAGACAUAGACCAUUUUACAUAUCAGCUAAUUGCCAAAAUCAAGCUGGGAAUUCACUGGGAAAAUAAAUAGGGGACAGUGUCUGAGAAGACAUUCACAACUGGUCACUUUUCAGUCUAACUUCCUGACAGAGACACGUGAAAGUGUGUCAGCAAAGGAGCCAGAUUUCCAGAACUCUUCUGUAUAAGCAGUUUGUAUUGAGGGAUCAGAGUAAUGAACAGGAUACAGACACUAAGUGCUGAAUCUGUUUCGAAAUCUCAUCUGGUCUUUUGGAGAGAUAAAUGUGGCCCCCUGCCCUGCUGGCACGUUCACCAUGUGGCAUGGUGCUUCCAAACUGGUUAAGCCAAGCGGAAGGCACAACUGUCUAUAACCAUCCCAAAAUCAGACACUGUAGCUAUAAGCCCAGAGCUAACUAUUUGCAAGACUUGGAGUUUUUUUCUUACCCAGAAGAUUAAACAGAGUCUUUUCUAUGUAGAUCUCAGUGGUGAUCUUUUUGCUAUUUCCUAUGCAAGUAAAUUCUUUUAUUGGAUUUUACUGUGUUUCUGUCUGUGGAAAGAUCAAGCAUAGUGAAAAUAUCAUGAAGAGCAUAGUGCUUUUUAGUAACUCUCAGUAGUAUAAUGUUAUUGUAGAGCAUCUUAUACCAACUUUCUACAAUUCAGUUUUAGGCAAGUAUGUUGAUCACAUAGUAUUUAACAUCAUCAUUUUUUCUAGUCCAGGAUGAAUGAGAUUUUAUUCCUCUAUUGGUGAUGUAGAAUGAGCUGCUUACUCAAGAGAGACCUCUCAACAUAGCAUGAGCCAUCAUUUUGAGUAAAUGUCAUGGGAAUGAGCAGGUUUUAUGGAGGUCAGGCAUGUUAAUUGUCCCAUGUUAAUGUGACAUGGCAUGAUGAGUGAUAAGCUGACAGUGGGACUAGAUCUUAGUGGUCUUUCUCAACCUUAAUGAUUCUGUGAUUAUAUGAUUCCAUGAUGUGAAAGUACCCAAACUCUGCAUCGUGCAUGCAUGCACUAUGCAUGGCACAGACUUUAAUACGUUCAAGUAUACCAUGUGAUGGGUAAAUAUAUAAUGAUGCUCUAUUGAACAAAUUCCAGGGUCUUUCAUCUCUCUGAAAUGGUGCAUUGGAAUCUAGAUAAAGGAGAUAGGAGAUUCUGGAGUUUUGUUGUUUUGUAUUUUUUUAUUUUCAUUUCAUCUGCAAGUCUCUUAAAGCCAUUGCUAGGAGCAGUCUGUGUUAGAAAAAUGAAACACAUCAACAUCUUCAAUAGAAAUUAAAAGAUCUGCAGUGGGCAGCUGUCCCCAAAAAAGGAGAGACAGCCUAAUUCCCUUUACUCUAGCAUAUUCUCUAUUUUAUUGUUACCUGUUCAGUCCAUUCCUGCCUUUGCGUUCUGAGUUCAGUGGAUGCCAUUUCCCUGCUUUUUCUUAAACCUUGUUUCCUCUACAGUCAGUUACACGACUUUACCAAGCACAGUCUGUCAGUAGUGAGGAGUAUGCUGCAGACCCAGAUCAAGACUGGUGCUUAUAGCCAGCCAGUGCUGUCUGCCAAACAGCUUGCAAGGCAGCAAUGGAUGCAGGAGGUGAAAGAUAGGGCAGAGGUAAUGAGUGUGGCUGCUCUACUAACCACUCUUGAACAAGAUGAGGAUGUGGCUUUUGCAUCUGAAUGUUCCUGGCUCAGAAACAAAGCAUUUGGUACAUCACAGUGAAGUUUAUUCAGUGUCGGAGACUUAAUCCCAGGAAUCCACUGUUAUUUUUCUAUGAAUUUUUUUGGCCAGCCAUGUGAUAACAGGGAACUUACUGAUAAGAUGGCAUUAGAGAGCCAGAGAAUGUAUUGUCUACAUAUUACCAAGGUGCUAAUGAUACACACAUUUUAUGAUAUUGCUGUAGUGUUCUUUUUUAAUCAAUUGUGUAAAUUAUUACGGUUAUAGCAAACAAACUAUUAUUCCAUUAUAUAUUUUGCCUGUCAAAUAAAUAAUUUAAAAUUUUUAA